AUGGGUACAUAUGAUCAAAUGAUAGUUGAUAAUCGAUAUUCUGGUGACUUUGAUAAUGAAAAUUAUUUAUUUUCCAAGGAAUCUGAUGCACAAGAAGAUAGUUCGAACAAAGAUGACGAUGCGAAUGGUUUACUGGGGCGUAGAGUUUAUUUAGAAUCUCCAUCGUUCGGUAAUAAAGAAGAAGAAGAUAUGUACAGAUAUGUUUCAAGUCGUUUAACUAAUCAUACGGGAUCUUUAAUUGACACAAAAGUACCGGCACCAACCGGAGCAACAUUAAUGGAUUCACUCGACUAUGAAUUAGAUGUUAUGGGCACUAAUAAUACUCGAUCUCAAAUACCCCAUCGACGAGAGUCAAAUCCAGUCAAAUCGCAAGGACAAUUAUCUACUACUUUAACAACUAUGCCAAGAGCUGAUCCUCGACAAGAUCCUCUCUUGGGUCCUUUGCUUGCUGAACUUGAUGCGAUGUCUAAUCAACAGCAGCAGCAACAAAUACCACCAAUUCCUUUUACUCCUCCUCGUCGACCUUCUACUCAUCGAAGGAAUUCAUUGCCCUAUCAAUCUAGUUUUGUUCGACCAACCGGUUCAUCUCAAACUAAUCAUGUUUUAUCAAACAUAGCAAAUCGAGCAGUAACUGACGCAUUGUUUGAAGUUGAAUUAUUGGAUACCUUAGAUUCGAAAGAUCAACCACAACAACAACAACAGCAGCAGCAGCAGCAACAGCGGCAGCAUCAAAUGGAUCCUUAUUCGACUUCAAACAUAAAUUUAUCAAAUUAUUCUCAAUUUCAACCACAAAUACCAUCUCGUUUUGCACAAAUUGAUAAUAGUGAUAUAUUUGUCCCUUCAUCUUAUAGUAGUGAGCCUAAUUCAUUUUUGAAUUAUUUUGGUCCAGAAGAUCAAUUAUUUCAAAGACCCACAUUUAAUUCUCUUGGACAAAAUUAUAUACCCAAUACGAGACAACAGCAACCACCACCACCACCACCUCAAUUUAAUCAACGUGUUCCUUCAUUGGAUCAAACUCAUAUUCAUUUAUCACCAACACAACGAACGUCCUAUGCCAGACCUCAGUUAACACCAAAUGCUAUCAAUAGUCAACAACAACAACAACAAACAUCAGUAUAUUCUGUUCCAUCAAAUCAACAAAAUAGAAAUGUAUUUGAUGAAUAUCAAAAAUUUCCACCACAGCAACAAUAUAAUGAAUUAAACACACGCCAAAUAAAUCCGCCAAACAAUCAAGAAAUGUUUUUUACAGAUGCAAAAGAUGAUCAAUUCGAACAGCAGUCACCUGUAAUCAGUCAACGUAGCAAUGAUCAACUAGAUCAAGAUUCUAAACGGCAAGCUGUUUGGAGUGAGUUACAACGGACAAGUGCUAAAACUCAAGAGAAAAAGUCUAAAAAACGAGAAGCAAUGAAUCGAAGCAAAGGAACAUUUGGUUCCAGUUCCACGUGGAAUAGUGCCGGUAGUCAACCAUUAGCAACACAGUUCAAGCCACCCCAACGCAUUGUUCAUCACCCACCACCAAUAACAAAACCAAGUCAAAGCGAAGAAUAUAUCGAUACGAAUAGAAAUAAAGAAAAUGUUUAUCGACCACCAGCAAGAAGAUAUGAAAAGUUAAAUCUUCCUAUUGACAAUGAAAACGAAAGAUAUGAACACGAGCCUAAAAUAGUAUCAUUAUCAUCAUCACCGUCAACUAAGCCACCACGCCAAUCUAGUUUACCUGUUACAUUUAAUUUGAAUACGAAUGAAAAAUCUCACAGUGAAUCUACGUCUGGUGUUAUGACUGUCCCACUUGAUAGUCACAUUACUCGUGAUGGAGAUAAAAUUUCGUUGAAUAUUGAUUUACGUCUUGUUGACAUACAAAACAUUAGACAACAACAACAACAGCAACAGCAGCAAGCACCAGAUCCUGGCCAUUGGUCUAAUUUCGAUCCAUUAGAACGACAUAUUCGAAAAUUAGAACGUAAUAUUGAUCAAUCUUUACCAACAACAAAUCCACCUCAACGAAGUCCAACAAUGCCAAGUACCGGUGUUAAUGCAUCAAUGGGUCGAUAUGGAAAAGCGCCAACAGGAACAAAUCGUAGUGGAUAUAAUCCGCCAAUUUAUGGAGGAGAUUAUAAUUACAAUGAUACAAGUCGAGAUGAAGAUUCCUACUUAUCAAAAUUGAACCAGACAAAAAAAUUUUCGCAAUUUAAACCUUAUACUGGUCGAGAUUAUGAUCAGUUUAAAAAGAAUUAUGGUUUUGGUUCGGGUCAUCUUGGCUCGGAUUUUGAUAAUACUACUCAUAAAGAAAAAAUGGAAAAAUUAGCCAAAACAAGACAAUAUGCUCAACAGAUCGAAGCAAGAAAUAAGAAAAAAUUAUCGGAUGGUUCUCGUCGUACAUAUUCAGACACAAGAUUACCAGCAGAAGCAUCUAAAUCAUCACGGCUUUCGGUAUUUCCUUAUACAUCGGUUCGUGCAAAACAAUACUCAGGUAAAUCAGCGCACUCUUCGCCUCCUAGUAUAAAUGGCAUACUACCAUAUAUUCCUGCACGUCGUCCAACUGAAGUUCUUUAUCGACCAGUACUACCUGUUCCAAGACAACUCAUGAUAUCACCACAACAUGAAGAUAAUGAGACUAUCGUGACUCUAAGUACGCAUCACGAAGAUGAAUAUACUCCAAGACAACCUACAAUGAGUCCACUUCAAAAACGACACGAACAGAGAGUUCAGAGUGAUAGUCGUCAUAUUGGCAAUGUUACAAAACUGGAUCAAUCUCGAGCUAAUCAAAGAUAUUAUUCAUCAUUACCAAAACAUGUGCCCAUAGCACGUUCAAAUAACAAUGAUAUUAAACGACGACCAGUUAGAUUUGAUAAACUGCUUCUGCAUGAUGAAUCAACAAAUUCAUCUGCACAACAAAAUGGACCCAUUCAAGAACGACAGCAACAUAAACUACUACCAAAUAUUGAUCAAUCCAUAAAUCAACAACAAAAUACUACAAAGAUGAUAACUGAAGCAGCACGCCAAGAAUUGAAUGAACCAUCUGUAAAUGAUAAAGAACAAUAA
This is a messenger RNA of Rotaria socialis, 3039 nucleotides long. Lineage: Eukaryota; Metazoa; Rotifera; Eurotatoria; Philodinida; Philodinidae. The record is from the annotation of a GenBank genome assembly.